Messenger RNA from Sporothrix schenckii 1099-18, 897 nucleotides. RefSeq lists its product as uncharacterized. The transcript has a single exon. Lineage: Eukaryota; Fungi; Ascomycota; Sordariomycetes; Ophiostomatales; Ophiostomataceae. The coding region runs from base 1 to 897 and encodes 298 amino acids. The record is from RefSeq and is a predicted model, not a curated record.
AUGGCCACAAUCGAACACGCCGUCUUUUGCUUCGAGACGCUGCACGCCGCGCUCAACCACCGUGCACCGCUCACGCUCAAGGAAGUCGAGACGUCGUACGCCGCAUACCUGGCGCAGAAGGGCGACAAGCCCAAGCUGCCCGCUCUGCAGCGUCUCGUCGACGCGUCUGCCGCGUCUGCAUCGCCGUCCUCGUCUUCGUCGGGCACCUCCAGCACGACCUCCUUGUCCAACGGCGCCUCGUCGUCCGCCUCGGCCGCGACGUCCGCCACGUCGUUGUCGACGGCCGCCUCGGCUGGUGGUGGUGAUGCCGCCAAGUCCGCGGCGCCCGCCGAGACCCCGCUGUUUGUCACCUGGAACACCAUCGACGACGCGGCCCAGGACAUUGCCGACGGCGACGAGGACGAGGACGACACCGAACGCGUCUUGCGCGGCUGCAUCGGCUGCUUCGACGCGAUCCCCCUCGAAGAGGGGCUCGCGACCUACGCCCUGACGGCCGCCCUCGACGACAGCCGGUUCCACCCCAUUGCCCGGCGCGAGCUGCGCCACCUCGAGGUCGCCGUCACGCUGCUGACCGACUUUGAGCCCGCGCGCGGCGGGCCCGAGGACUGGGAGGUCGGCACGCACGGCAUCCGCAUUGCCUUUACGGUGGGCGGGUUCCAGUACGGGUCAACGUACCUGCCGGACGUGGCCGCGGAGCAGGGGUGGACCAAGGAGCAGACGCUCAUCAACCUGAUGCGCAAGGCCGGGUGGCACGGGCGGCGGGACCAGUGGCGCAAGGUGAACCUGCGGGUGACGCGGUACCAGGGCCGGAAGCGCCGGCUGACGUACAAGCAGUACAUGGCGUGGCGGGCGUGGGCGGACGAGCAAGAGGUGGCGGCCGCGGCGACAGUCGUGUAG